AUGAACACGUUGAUCUCACCAAAUUCUACAUACCGGUACCUUUUUCAGGUCCCCUACUCUUCCAUCUCCUCGGUUCGAAACAACAAUACCAACAUUGUUAACGUUACAAGGUUCCAUUCCACUGCUACUACCAACUUGUUCUCGCACUCAUUCGUUUGUGCCACGCUCUUCGCACGUGCCACUUCCGAUGAAGUAGACACGCAAACAGUAACUGAGGAACUCGCAGAGGAGACGAACGUGGAAGAGAAAACCAACAAGGAGAACACGUCCACUUUUUCUGCUCCAAUUGACAAAGAGCUUAAAAAGGCUGGUUCUAAGUUCCCACUUUUGGGUCGUUCUUGA
Messenger RNA from Sphenostylis stenocarpa, 342 nucleotides. Lineage: Eukaryota; Viridiplantae; Streptophyta; Magnoliopsida; Fabales; Fabaceae. The record is from the annotation of a GenBank genome assembly.